Molecule: messenger RNA, 515 nt
Organism: Ceratosolen solmsi marchali
Lineage: Eukaryota; Metazoa; Arthropoda; Insecta; Hymenoptera; Agaonidae
Exons: 4
Coding region: 57-515 (152 amino acids)
Source: RefSeq, a predicted model, not a curated record
GUUCUCUUGCUGCUCUUGGUUUAAUAGAGAAUAGUGCCACCAACAUUGUCGCAGCAAUGUUAGUUUCACCAUUAAUGGGUCCAGUCAUGUCAUUAGCAUUUGGAACGAUAAUUGCAGAUAAGAAACUUCAGAGAAUUGGUAUAAAAAGUCUUUCCUUAGGAAUAUUUUUAUCUAUUAUUUUUGGGUUUAUUUUUGGUCUAUUACUAAUUACAACGAUACCCUCAAGUGAUAGUGAUUGGCCAACUAAUGAAAUGAAAGAACGGUCUUUAUGGAUGGGUGUAUUAUGGGCUUUACCUUCAGGAACUGCAGUGGCAAUUGCAUUAUUACAAGGUAGUAAUGGUCCUCUCAUUGGGGUCGCUAUUUCAGCAUCUUUGCUUCCGCCAGUUGUGAAUUGUAUAAAAGAAGUUGCAGCCCCAUACACAUCGACGACAAAACUACGUCGCUUUUGGGAACAUGAUAUUCAGUUAGUACGGAAUUCAAAUAUAACAGAUAUCAAUUUAAGCAAUUCAAGGUAA